Amphibalanus amphitrite is the source of this 4248-nucleotide messenger RNA. RefSeq lists its product as uncharacterized. The record is from RefSeq and is a predicted model, not a curated record. Bases 1 to 3603 code for a protein of 1200 amino acids. Gene Ontology annotation, biological process: cell-cell adhesion. NCBI's taxonomy places the organism in Eukaryota, Metazoa, Arthropoda, Thecostraca, Balanomorpha, Balanidae. The transcript is spliced from 15 exons. Gene Ontology annotation, molecular function: protein binding.
AUGUCUGCCUGGAUGGUGGGCUGCACGCCGCCGGAGCUGAAGCAGUUGGCCCAGCCCACCGUCUGCGUCCUGAUCCUGCUCAUGGCCGCCUUCCUCUGCCCCUUCACGUGGUUCGAGUCGCCGAAAAACUUCUGGAUGGUAGCGGUGCUGGGUCUGUCCACCUCGAUGGCCUCCUGGGUGCUACUGCUGAUGAAGCUCUGCGCCGACUUCUGUCACCGCCCGACGCCUCCUCCACGCAUCCCUCCCUCACCCCUGCGGAUGCUGGUCGGCAUGAGCGGCGUCACCAACUGCUUCAGCUCUGGCGGCGUGCAGCCCAAUAUCCAGGCAGACAUGCGCGACCGGUCUGCCUUCAGCUCGGCACUGGCAGCAGUGUUUCUUGUGUUGCAGCACUCGAUGUGUAGUGCGCCAAGAGGCUGGUCCCCGCCCCGGAUCAUCGAGCACCCGGUGGGGUCAGUGGUGGCCAGGGGUCAGCCGGUGACCCUCAACUGCCGGGCGGCCGGCCACCCCGCGGCGCGCAUCGUCUGGCUCCAGGACGGUCGACCGGUGACCGGCGGACGACCCGACCGACUCGUCCUGGCGCCGGGCAGUCUGUUCUUUCUGGCGGCCAAAGAGAGGGAUGCAGGAGUGUAUCAGUGCCGGGCAGAGAGCGCCGCCGGGGAGGCAGAGAGCCGAAACGCCACGCUCGUCGUUGCAACCCUAAGGGACGAAUUUCGUAGGUGGCCACGUCCAUCCAAGGCCACACAAGGCGGCGACGUGGUGCUCCGAUGUGACCCUCCCAGAGGUCACCCAGAGGUCACCGUACGGUGGCUGAGGAACGGUGAACCGCUCGUGAUGAACGACAGACUGAGAAUGGAGCGAUUCGACCUGCACAUAGCGAGCGUGCAGCGUUCGGACGCUGGAGACUACGUCUGCCAGGCCUCCAACGUGCUGGGGGUGCGCCGGUCACGGCCAGCGCAGCUCACCGUUCUAGUGAGUCCGUACUUUGUCCUGCGGCCGUCUCCCGGGCUCGGGCUGGCCGGAGGCUCCCUGCUGUUACCCUGUCGUGUCGGUGGAACACCCCAGCCAAGGGUCCACUGGCGACGUCUCAACGGAGCGCUACCCGUCGGUCGGCUCCACUACACCGAGGACAACAGUAUGCGGAUAGACGGCCUACAACCGUCGGACGCUGGUCAGUACAGCUGCGAGGCGGAGAACGAGGCGGGACGCAUUUCAGCACCAACCACAGUCAACGUACAUGUGUCUCCCAGUGUGGACGCGCCGGCCCAGAAGUCGGUGCGGCUCGGCUCGGCGGCGGCGCUCAAGUGCCAGGUCAGGGGUCACCCGGUGCCGCGGGGUGUCUGGUGGAAGGAGGCCAGCUUCGACCCGCUCCUCGCCGAUCAGGAGCGGGAUCGCAUUACGACGUCCAUUCAGAACGACCUGUACAUUUCGCCGGUGACGUCUGCUGACCUGGGCUGGUGGGUGUGCGCGGCCACCAGUGCCGCCGGCUCGGUGGCCAGCAGAGUGCUGCUCCACACCGGGCCCAAGCCCGCCGACCACGAGGUCAAGGUCACACCCAGCAGCCUGCACAGCGAGCUGGUGCACCUAGAGGAGGUCAAGGUCACCGGACAGCACUCCGUACGGCUGACCUGGAAGACCUCUGACCGGCGGCCAGUGGACGGGUUCUACAUCUGCUACAUCCUGCUACCCCCGGCCGAUGGCGAGGUCGCGGCCCCCUCCCAGCGUUCCCGCGUCGCUCCGGGUGACACCCAGCUCCGCCGAGUGACCGUGCUGAACGGAGGAGCCGAGAGCUACGAGCUGACGGGGCUGCGAGCCGGAGCUGCCUACCAGCUGUUCCUGGUGCCGUUCAGAGCGGGUCGAGAGGGCCGCCUCAGCCGCCUGAGGGAGGUGCGGCUGCCCGAGGCAGUGCCGUCGGCGGCGCCUGGAAACCUGACGGUGACCUUCACCGGUUCGGAGACGGUGAUCGCCUGGUCACAGCUGCCGCCCGAGGUCACCAACGGACGGGUCACCGGGUAUGCGGUGACGGUGCGCUCUGCGGACCGGGAGACAGCCGCUCUGGAGUCCUCCUCGGCCUCUGCCUCGUCCGCUGGGAGUUUCACAGGCUCCGCGGACCCCUCGGCGACCGACACGGAGCGCACAUACCACGUGACCCAGCGGCGGCUGGCGCUGGCCGGUCGUCGCGCUCAUCUACGGGUUCGAGUGGCCGCAGUAACCGCCGCCGGCCGCGGCCCCUUCUCGGCCUGGUGGAGACCUGACGCCGGCACCGGCACCGACACCAGCCCCGGAGACGGCGGCGAUGACGUCCGUGACGGUGCCGGUGACGGAGGAGCGGCGGUGACAGACCCCCCGCUGACGGUGACGGCCACUGUGCCGCGUCACGUGACGGUCAGACACAUGCCCACGUGGCUGGUGGCGGCGCUGUGCUGUGUGGGCCUGUUCGCGCUGGGAGCGGGCGUCCUGGCGCUCCACUGCCACCGGCUCAGGAAGAAACAGAGUGUGCUCGCAGGAACCACGCCGGAGCUGGCGGACUCGAAGCACCCGCCAUCCGUGCAGGGCUUCCCCGCGGACAUGAGUCUCAGCCAAAACACGCUCUGGCUCAGGGACGAACUCUUCACCAAGAGCGCCUUCCCCUCUGAGGAGAGAGACUCGAACGUCGACCGGCACCUCUAUGUGAACGGUCUGAGUGAGCAGGCGGUGGGUCUGUACGCGAGUGCGCGAGUGGUGGGCUCGCUGAGCUCGGUACAGACCCCGCCCGAGUCGCCCAGACCGGGUCUGCACCGCAGCCUGGGCUCGGCCCGGAUGGCCCGCCGGCUGCACAGUCUCGGGGUGCAGAGCGCGCGCUCGGCGCUGGGCGUCGCUGGCGCGCCACAUUCGCAGCCGGCCAGCCCGCGGCUGCGCCACGACCGCCACCGCGCGCCGCCGCCGUCUCUCUACAGCAGCGGCUCGUACCAAGAGUGCUGCUGCUGCUACGAGUGUGACUACGGCCGGGGCAGGCCGCCGCCGCUGCCGCCAGAGUCGCCCGAUAUCGGCCACAGCGACUGUGACACGGUGUGCAACUGUGAGCUGGAGCGGUCGGCGGCGCGGCGGCGACGACCGCGACCGCGCGGCUCCGGCUCCGGACCGCCCCCGGAGCUCACCUUCGGCUCCGGGUACGGCUCCGGCCCGGCGGUGGAUCGGAGCACUCAGCCGUCGCCUCCAACCGCUCCGUACGCGGCAGGGGAGAGCUCCAUCAGCGACAGCAGCUCGUCGCUGUACGCCGAGACAGAUCUGAACGAGGUGGUCCAUUUGGGAGGAGUUGGAGACGAGCCGGAGAGUGCUGCAGAGCUGACGACGUCGGCAGGAGCACCCAUAACGCAACAGCAGCGGUCGGCGGCAGCGGGGCCGUGCGGACGACAGCCGGCCAGUCGCACCCAUUCUCUCUGCAGUGCCGACUCCGCCUACGGAACACCCGGCCCGAGCCGACACAGCUUCAGUAACGGAGACGGCGGCCGGAGCAACCACAGCUUCGUCGCCACGCCGACAGAUGGCAGGGCCGGCGCCAGGCCCGGCCGCCGCCGGCGCAGCGGAGCAGGGAGCAGCGAACAGGUGGCCUACCCUGCAGCAUAGGCAACCCUCGGCGGGCCGCGACUUUGUUCCGAUUUGGUGGACACAGUGGAACGCGAAGCCAAGUGGUGAAUGUCAACUCGAGACAUGCUAGACAAUGUUUGAUCGGUUGGCGUCUUGUUUGUUAUUUGCGCUUGAUAUGGAUUUUUGACGGCUUUUUGAGGUUGAGUGAUCAUCCGACAAUCGAAAGCACAAUCCGUGCAAUACCAAAACUAUAUCAUUAACAUAUCGAGGCAACAGUAACCGGUACAUAACACGCAAUCAUAUCGAAUAGAAGACGGGCGGACGUCAGCCGUUGGAGGCGCCGCGGCCAUCGGCCAUUGCUAAUGGAGAGUUGAAGAGUACGAGUACGUCUGUUACCCGCCGUUGCACAGUAGCGCCCCUGAACAUACAUAUCCGUCAGUCGUUAGCCCGUGGUGCGUGUCGUUCCUACGUUUGCAAUACGGUUGUGAUACAUGUAGGGGCGUGAGCGGCGAGCGAGGCGAGUUUGGGACGGUGAUUGAGUUUGAGGGCCACUGACUGGAUCUGAGUCACCCUCUGUGAGUUUGAGGACCGCUGGUGAGCGAUGGAGGCAGCGCUGUUGGCGCGCUGCUACGACAAUGUUUUGUAACCUCCGAUACCGUUGUACAAUACAUCCAUUUCAGUGAA